Messenger RNA from Pelobates cultripes (western spadefoot toad), 1029 nucleotides. NCBI's taxonomy places the organism in Eukaryota, Metazoa, Chordata, Amphibia, Anura, Pelobatidae. The record is from the annotation of a GenBank genome assembly.
AUGACCUCGUGUACACUAAGUGUAGCUCCCCACAUCUCCUAUAACCCACACUACCUGAGCAGCACACUCAUUGCAGGUCCCCACAACUUCUAUAACCGACACUAUCUGAGCAGCAUUAUCACUGCAGCUCCCCAUACCUCCUACAACACACACUACCUGAGCAGUACGCUCACUGCAUCUCCCCACACCUCUUACAUGCCUCACUACCUGAGCAGCACGCUCACACCAUCUCCCCACACAUCCUAUAAUACACACUACCUAAGCAGCACAUUCACUGCUGCUCCUCACACCUCCUAUAACCCACACUACCUGAGUAGCACACUUACUGCAGCUCCCAACACCUGCUAUAGCCCACACUACCUGCGCAGCACGCUCAGUAAAGCUCCCCACACCUCCUAUAACCCACACUACCUGUGCAGCACACUUAUUGCAGCUCCUCACACCUCCUAUAACCCACACUACCUGUGCAGCACACUUAUUGCAGCUCCUCACACCUCCUAUAACCCACACUACCUGAGCAGCACACUCAUUGUAGGUCCCCACAACUUCUAUUACCCACACUAUCUGAGCAGCAUGAUCACUGCAGCUCCCCAUACCUCCUACAACACACACUACCUGAGCAGUACACUCACCGCAUCUCUCCACACCUCUUAUAUGCCUCACUACCUGAGGAGCACACUCACACCAUCUCCCCACACAUCCUAUAAUACACACUACCUGAGCAGCACGUUCACUGCUGCUCCCCACACCUCCUAUAACCCACACUACCUGAGCAGCACACUUAUUGCAGCUCCCAACACCUACUAUAGCCCAUACUACAUGUGCAGCACGCUUAGUACAGCUCCCCACACCUCCCAUAACCAACACUACCUGUGCCGCACACUUAUUGCAGCUCCCCACACCUCCUAUAAUACACACUACCUGAGCAGCACACACACUGCAGCUCCUAACACCUCCUAUAACCCACACUACCUAUGCAGCAUGCUCACUGCAGCUCCCCACACCUCCGAUAACCCACACCUCCUAUAA